Messenger RNA from Rhinichthys klamathensis goyatoka, 1294 nucleotides. RefSeq names its product ubiquitin-like modifier activating enzyme 5 (gene uba5). Gene Ontology annotation, cellular component: cytoplasm; cytosol. Gene Ontology annotation, biological process: protein ufmylation. The record is from RefSeq and is a predicted model, not a curated record. NCBI's taxonomy places the organism in Eukaryota, Metazoa, Chordata, Actinopteri, Cypriniformes, Leuciscidae. The coding region runs from base 36 to 1232 and encodes 398 amino acids. The transcript is spliced from 12 exons. Gene Ontology annotation, molecular function: UFM1 activating enzyme activity.
CGUGUUUAUUGGAAUAGAGGGUCAUUACAGAAGAAAUGACCACCGUUGAGGAACUGAGGCUGCGAAUCCGUGAGUUAGAAAAUGAACUCAUUAAAUCCAAACAGAAGCAAAGUGAUGCUGAACAUCAUCUCAGACCAAAGAUUGAUAAAAUGAGCGCUGAAGUCGUAGACUCAAAUCCAUACAGUCGUCUGAUGGCACUCAAACGGAUGGGCAUAGUGCAAGACUAUGAGAGAAUCCGCUCGUAUAGUGUGGCUGUAGUGGGAGUUGGAGGGGUGGGGAGUGUCACUGCAGAAAUGCUCACCAGAUGUGGCAUUGGUAAGUUGCUGCUGUUUGACUAUGAUAAGGUGGAGCUGGCCAACAUGAACCGCCUCUUCUUCCAGCCACAUCAGGCAGGACUCAGUAAAGUUCAGGCUGCAGAACACACUCUUAGGAACAUUAAUCCAGAUGUUGCUUUUGAGACCCACAAUUACAACAUUACCACAAUGGACAACUUCACGCAUUUCAUGGAACGCAUUAGUCACGGAGGACUUGAGGAGGGGAAGACUGUAGAUUUGGUCCUCAGUUGUGUUGAUAACUUUGAGGCUCGGAUGGCCAUUAACACAGCAUGUAAUGAGCUGGGUCAGACCUGGAUGGAGUCAGGCGUCAGUGAGAACGCAGUUUCUGGACACAUCCAGCUCAUUAUCCCUGGAGAAACGGCUUGUUUUGCUUGUGCACCUCCCCUCGUCGUGGCUGCAAAUAUCGAUGAGAAGACGUUGAAGAAGGACGGGGUGUGUGCCGCCAGCCUGCCCACCACAAUGGGAGUGGUCGCCGGUCUCCUUGUACAGAAUGUCUUGAAGUAUCUGUUGGGGUUUGGGACAGUGAGUUAUUACCUGGGCUAUAAUGCCAUGCAGGAUUUCUUCCCAAGCAUGGCAAUGAAGGCCAACCCACAGUGUGAUAACGUGCACUGCAGACGACAACAGGAAGAGUACAAGAAAAAAGAAGCAGGACGGCCAAAGCAGGAAGUGGAGGAGGAAGAAGAGGAAGUGGUACAUGAAGACAAUGAAUGGGGUAUUGAGUUGGUAUCAGAGGUGUCAGAGGCGGAGCUUCAGGACGCAUCAGGACCGGUACCAGAUCUACCAGAGGGCAUUAAUGUAGCCUACACCAUACCUAAGAAAGAUGGAGUAUCAGGGGAGACUGUGGAGGAAACAGAACAGAGUUUAGAGGAGCUGAUGGCUCAGAUGAAAAAUAUGUAAGGGAGACGGAACCGACAUCAUUGAACUCUCCCACAGACACUGAAAUUGAUCUCAUUAUUAUU